Messenger RNA from Arabis nemorensis, 1722 nucleotides. The record is from the annotation of a GenBank genome assembly. Lineage: Eukaryota; Viridiplantae; Streptophyta; Magnoliopsida; Brassicales; Brassicaceae.
AUGUCGCUGGUUCGAACAGCGACGAUCGCUCUUCUUCUACUUGCGUUUCUACAAAUAGUUGCGGCUCAGAAAAGAGAGCAAAGUAUAGUUAAGUAUCGUGGUGCGGUUGCGACUGACGAUGGACGGUGUUCUGUUAUUGGAAUGAGUGUUCUUCGUGAAGGAGGAAACGCUAUUGAUGCGUCUGUUGCUGCUGCUCUUUGUUUGGGUGUUGUGAGUCCAGCGUCUAGCGGUAUAGGCGGUGGAGCGUUUACGGUUGUUAAGAUAGCUGGUGGGAAGGCAAUCGCUUAUGAUUCUAGAGAAACCGCUCCUCUCAAAGCUACUGAGAAUAUGUAUGGAGGCAAUGCUGAUCUAAAGAAGAAAGGAGCGUUAUCAGUAGGCGUUCCCGGUGAAGUCGCGGGUCUAUUCACAGCUUGGAAACAGCACGGAAAGCUACCGUGGAAGCGGCUAGUGAGGCCCGCGGCCAAACUUGCCGCUGGAUUCAGGAUUUCAAAGUAUCUCUAUAUGCAAAUGAACACGACUAGAGGCGAUAUCUUAGCAGACAAAGGUCUCUCUGACUUAUUUGUAACAAAUGGAGAGCUCAAGAAAGCAGGGACGAUUAUACGUAACACAAAAUUGGCUUUAACGCUGAAGCAAAUCGCAAGGUACGGUCCAAAAGCGUUUUACAAUGGCACAGUUGGGAUUAACCUAGCAAAAGAUAUCCGUAAAUUCGGAGGGAUAAUAACUUUGAAAGAUCUGCAAAGUUAUAGAGUUAAGGUUAAGAAACCGUUGUCCGCAGAUAUUCUCGGAUACCGACUCCUUGGUAUGCCUCCUCCUUCAUCCGGUGGUGCUGCAAUGAUGCUUGUUUUGAACAUUCUUUCUCAAUACGAGAUUCCAUCGGGUGUUUCGGGCCCUCUCGGUGUUCAUCGACUAAUCGAGGCUUUAAAACACGCGUUCGCGGUUAGAAUGAACCUAGGAGAUCCAGAUUUCGUCGCGGAGGUUCCUAAAGUUGUUUCAGAUAUGUUGUCUCUAAAGCUUGCACAAGACUUGAAGAGAAAGAUAAACGAUGAUAAAACCUUUGACCCCAAAUUUUACGGUGGCAAAUGGAGUCAGAUCGACGAUCACGGGACAAGCCAUUUAUCGAUCAUAGAUCAAGAAAGGAAUGCUGUUUCAAUGACUAGUACAAUAAAUGGUUACUUUGGGGCAGUGAUGCUAUCUCCUAGCACCGGGAUCGUUUUGAACAACGAAAUGGAUGAUUUCUCAAUCCCGAUGAAAUCCAACGGUAACCUAAAUGUGCCACCACCAGCUCCGGCGAACUUCAUCCGUCCCGGCAAACGACCUUUGUCCUCUAUGUCACCCACCAUUGUACUCAAAGACGGUAAAGUGAAAGCCGCAGUGGGUGCUAGUGGAGGAGCGAAUAUCAUCGCCGGAACAACCGAAGUUUUCAUGAAUCAUUUUUUCCUCAAGAUGGAUCCUCUUUCUUCUGUCUUGGCUCCAAGAAUCUACCAUCAGUUGAUACCAAACAGAGUUACAUAUGAGAAUUGGACUACGGUUUUCAAUGACCACUUCGAGAUUCCUAAAGAGACAAGAGUUGUGUUGGAGAAGAAAGGUCAUGUCUUAACGCCGAUCGCCGGAGGGACGAUUGCUCAGUUCAUAGUUCAAGAAUCUGGUGGACAUUCCGGUGAAAUGAGUAAACUUGUGGCUGUAAGUGAUCCAAGAAAAGGAGGGUUCCCUUCAGGCUAUUGA